Messenger RNA from Umbelopsis ramanniana AG, 3836 nucleotides. RefSeq lists its product as uncharacterized. Lineage: Eukaryota; Fungi; Mucoromycota; Umbelopsidomycetes; Umbelopsidales; Umbelopsidaceae. Gene Ontology annotation, molecular function: carbohydrate binding; beta-galactosidase activity. Gene Ontology annotation, cellular component: beta-galactosidase complex. The record is from RefSeq and is a predicted model, not a curated record. The coding region runs from base 184 to 3507 and encodes 1107 amino acids. Gene Ontology annotation, biological process: lactose catabolic process. The transcript has 4 exons.
AACGACUUGUCUUUAAAAUUGAUAUUUAUCACGACCAUAAACUAUCGGAUGGCAUGGAACUCAAAAAUUAUUUGUGCAACUGCUUUCGACCGAACCAUCUUCUUGGAACUCGCGUGGGAGUGCAGACAAGCAUAUAAAAAGCAGCAUUCUGACCUUCAAUGCUAGAACAUAUAACCUUUCAUCAUGACUUGGAAUGUUGCCCGCGAAUGGGACGAUUCGAAGAUCGUUGGAAUCAACCGCCUACCCGCUAGAGCAAAGUCUUUUCCCGAAGCCAACCCUAAAGUGGCUGUCGAACGUAUCACUGGUAGAGACCAACAAUACCCGUUGAACGAUAUCAACUGCGCUGAAAAGGUCCACUCACUCAAUGGAUUCUGGGACUUCAAGCUCUAUCCUAACCCUCAGUCCGUCGAACCUCACUGGUUCAAAAAAGAAGCAAGCGAAUUCUGCAAAAUACCAGUUCCUUCUAAUUGGGAGAUGGUCGGUCAUGAUAUACCCCGCUAUACCAAUGUAGUCUAUCCUUUUGAGAUCGUAAACCUUCCCCACGCUCCCGAAAACGAUAACCCUAUUGGAUGCUACAAGCGCAAGGUGGCUAUUCCCGAGAGCUGGAGGGUCUCGGACGGUAAGGAUCGUGUGAUCUUGCAUUUUGCUGGUGUCAAGUCUUGCAUCUACUUGUGGGUCAACGACCAGUUCAUUGGCUUCUCCAAAGACUCUAUGACCGCUGCAGAAUUCGAUAUCACCGAGAGCCUGAAGGCAGGUGAGGAGAACGUUAUCGCUGCUCAGGUAUUCAGAUGGUGUGAUGGCAGCUAUCUUGAAGAUCAAGAUUUCUGGGAUUUGUCGGGCAUCUAUCGAGAUGUUAUUUUGUUCUGUUCUCCAGCAGAAGAAGGCUACUUGACCGACGUACAAGUGGAUGGGUUCGCUGAUGGAACUCUAAAAGUUCGUACACAACUGUACCGUAACUCUGCCCCCUCUGAACUUACUGUGCGCUUGACAUUAAGUGAACUAUUCAAUAACAAAUCAACCGUCCUCUCCGAGUCGUAUCCAGUACAAUCUCUUCUUCAAUCCAAAAUCCAGACUGAAGAAGACAAGACCUAUGAACUUACUGAGAUCGUCAAGACCAUUGAAAACAUUCAACAAUGGACCGGCGAAACUCCUUUCUUGUAUAGCUUCACUAUUGAGCUUCUCAAGGGCGAAGAAUUGUUGGAUUGUAGAGCCUGGAGAGUUGGUUUCCGCACUGUCUGCAUCAGUGAAAACCAUCAAAUUUGCAUCAAUGGGCAGCCAGUUGUUUUCAGAGGUGUUAACCGCCAUGAGCACAAUGCAUGGAGAGGUAGAUAUUUGACUGAAAAGGACAUGUUGGAGGAUAUCCGUCUUUUCCAGCAAUACAACGUAAACUCUGUCAGAACCUGCCAUUACCCCAACCAUCCUAGAUGGUAUGAACUUUGCGACGAAUAUGGUAUUUACGUUAUGGAUGAAGUUAACAUCGAAACUCAUGGACUUGGACCUUUGGGUGACUGGGAUCUGAUCUCCAACGAUGCAGAAUGGAAGGACAGCUAUGUCGACCGCACCAUCCGGAUGGUUCAACGUGAUAGAAACUUCCCCUCUAUUAUCAUCUGGUCUUUGGGUAACGAAGCUGGCUAUGGUCAAAACCAAGAAGCUCAGUAUGCUUGGAUAAAAGCCUCUGAUAUUAGUGGAAGACCCGUUCACUAUGAAGGACGUCCACCGGAUGCCUCUGGAGCCUUCCCUGAUAGAAUUAACGGCGUAAAGAACCUCCACAAGUACAGCAAUUUCGAUAUCAACUCCAACAUGUACUACUCACCUCGAGAAGUCCUUACGGCCACCAUUGAAGACCCCGUUCGUCCCGUAGUCUCUGUUGAAUUUGCUCACGCCAUGGGCAACGGAACUGGUAACUUUAAGGAAUAUGUUGAACUAUGGUAUGAAAAUCCAAGAACACAGGGAGGCUGGAUCUGGGAUUGGGUUGAUCAAGGUAUUGCUCUGGAAGUGAGAGAAAAGAACCCUGGACAUAAGUAUCAUCAUCCCAAUCCUGAUGUUACUCACGACAUCUCGAAGGGUAAUGGAUGCUGGCUCUAUGGCGGUGACUUUGGAGAAAUGCCUAACGAUGCAGACUUUUGUAUUAACGGUAUGAUUGCUCCUGACCGUGUGCCUCACCCUGGAUGUCAUGAAAUGAAGCUUUGCUAUUCUCCUAUUGCCUUGAAACUCGUCCAAGCCGAACUUCAUUACACUAUGGUUGAAGUGAACAAUCGUUUCGAUUUCACAACUGACUUGAGCAAGAAGUUCCAAGUUGUAUGGAGCGUCGUGGACGAAACUGGUCAUCAAGUUACGUCUGGCACUGUUGGCCUGCCUUCCAAUCUACUUCCACGCAACAAGCAACAUCUUCUUAUCAACCACGCUGAUGCCAAGUCAUACCUCUACAAAAAGAAAUGGGAUACUCCCAAACAACUCUUUGUCAAUGUCCACAUCGUAUAUACAGCUAAUAGCCAAUUUGUAUCCGAAGGCUCUGAACUUGCUGGCUGGCAAUUUGAGAUUCCUUUGCAAGAACCAGGUGGUAUCAUCCGCAAUGCAUUAUACAAUCCUAUUGAUGCAGGAACCCCCACAUAUGGACAAAUCAAAAAUUCUGAUACUGAAGUCAUCUUGGAGGGCGAAGAUAAGAACACUUUAGUUACCUUUGACAAGUCCACUGGCAACCUCACUUCCUUUGUCGUGAACGGAGAAUCUUUACUCAUUGAAGGACCUUCACCUUGCUUUUGGAGAGCGCCGACUGGUAACGAUGAAGCGUGUGGCGAAAAGAGCUAUGCUACCUUCUGGAGAAAGGCGGGCUUGGACAAAUUGAAAGCACAAGAUAUCUCCGUUGUCGCUCGUACACCUGGUACCGUCCGUGUCACUGGUUCACUCCCUCUCGCAGACCCCGCUGGCACGAUUGAAUACACUAUGGACUACACCCUUGAUGCCAAGACCUCAGAGUUGUAUUGUUCUGUAGCAUACAAUGUUAACUACGACAGAGAUAGCAAUAGGUAUCAAGAGCUUACCUUCCCUCGUGUUGGUGUCAGUCUCAAGCUUCCCACCUCCUCCUCUACUAAAUUCCGCUACGCUGGCCGUGGUCCAUUCGAGAACUACUCAGACAGGAAGGACUCAGCAUUCAACGGUAUCUAUGAAGUGGAUAUUGCUUCCGACGAAGUCCCAUAUGUCAGACCUCAGUCUUACGGUAACCGUGAAGAUGUUCGAUGGAUUCAGGUUACUAAUAGCGCAUCAGGUAUUCGAGCUACUGCGACGCAAAGUACUACGUUUUCUGCCUCUGUUCAACCCUACAGCCAAGAAAACCUCACUUCUGCACAGCAUCUUGACGAGCUUAAAGUGGAUGACUGCGUACAUUUGUACAUCGAUGCGGCCCAUUCUGGUGUUGGAGGUGAUGACACAUGGAACAGACGUAUACAUAAGCAAUACUUGGUUGAGGGCUCAACCUAUGGUCUUCAUUUCAAGCUCUCAAAGGUUUAAAACAGAACCGUGGGUGCUUGGAGGGAGGGAGUGUCUAUAUUUUCGAUAAAUAAAGUGUCUAGUACCUUCAAAAAGAUGUGCAAGCGUACUUUUUGCUGUGGUUUCGACUUGAGCAAUGAUCUGUGAGAAUGAUUUCUCGAAGCAAUAUCUACUUUCUUUAUUUCUUCUUUUCCCCUUACUUGAAAGAGAGCCGUCGAUAACUUGAAAAUACACAUCAGUCAAUAAACUCGCUGAAAUGCCUCUGAGCAAUUUCACCUGAGUUUUGCGCUUUACUGCUAACUACGGUAAAUGUCAACUAGCUAACUUCCUUUGACAAUCCAGCAAUUUCG